AAUUGCUACCUAUCAUUUUUCUUCUUGGUAUAAUAUAAACACAAACACGCAUCCUUAAGAAAACUAUAACACACAGUUUCAAGGCAUUAAAAUGGGUUGUGCAUCGUCCAAGCAAGCCAAAGCUAACGUCGUCGCCGACGUUUACAAACCACCGCCUUCCAGUUUCGCGGUUUUUGAUAUCAACGCCAUCCAAGAGCCGUGGCUCAAAUUCGAACAAGAUGAUGAUGAGAAACCUCCACGCGCCACCACCGUGCCAGCCACUCUCAACGAUGAUGAUGAUGAUGAAAACGCUCCUAAAACUUGGGACGAGGUUAGCAAAUCUUUAGAAACCAAACUUAAACCCGCCGUUGAUAAACAACCGGAAGUGGUUUCCGUUAAACCUCCAGCUACUCCUCCACGGCGGCUUCCGCGUAAGAGCGCAUCAUUCCACACACUUGACGAGCUUGAAGCAAGGGCCAAAAGAAGCAUCGCCGCGCAGAUCCCGACGACGGUGGUGAAGCUUAAGAGAACGGAGUCGAUGUCCCAGCUAAGACCCGAUCAGUCAGAAGAUCGGACGGAGGAGUCGACUCAGCCGUCUUACUCGGGGCCUCGGUCAGUGAAGGAGAACAUAUUCGUCAAGAGAGACAGAGAACGGAGGGAGAGAGAAGGCAACAAGAAACCGGUGAUGAACUGGGACCCACUCAGGGAGUUCCCGGAGAAGUGUCCGCCGGGAGGAGGGGAAGGUUUGGUGGUCUACACGACGUCGUUACAAGGAGUGCGUCGCACGUAUGAAGAUUGCAUGCGUGUGAGGGCCAUCAUGGAGCAGCAAGGAGUGGUGGUGGACGAGAGGGACGUUGCUUUAGACGCCGGAGUCUUGAGCGAGCUUAAGGAGCUUCUUCAAGACGAAGCCACUGUGGCGCCACCGCGAGUGUUUGUGAAAGGGAGGUACUUGGGAGGAGCAGCGGAGGUGACGGCUAUGAAUGAGAAUGGGAAGUUAGGGAGGGUGUUGAGGUGGGCACGUGUGGAGAGAGUGGGGGAGGAAGGGAGGCACACGUGUGAAGGAUGCGGAGGAGCUAGGUGGUUGCCUUGCUUUGAGUGCGGUGGUAGCUGUAAGGUGGCUGCGGUUGCUGCCACGAAAGGUGAAGGUUGGGAGAGGUGUGUCAAGUGUAACGAGAAUGGACUAAUUCGUUGUCCCGUUUGUUUUGUUAAUUAAGGGAAUUGAGAUGAUGAUGAACACACAAGAAAAUAUAUAUAUGUUUGUUUGUGAUACGUUUGCUUAUUUCUUAGGAUGAUAUAGCUUCCUAGGUCUCUCUCACUUGUAUAUAUCUAUGGUUUUGAUCAUUACGUAAAAGAUAAAGUGUUCAACAA
Molecule: messenger RNA, 1347 nt
Organism: Capsella rubella
Lineage: Eukaryota; Viridiplantae; Streptophyta; Magnoliopsida; Brassicales; Brassicaceae
Exons: 1
Coding region: 92-1192 (366 amino acids)
Source: RefSeq, a predicted model, not a curated record